AUGGAAGAGGCUUACGACAGCACACUUACCGCGUCCCUCGAGCAGGAGGAGGACGGCGAAGAUGGCGAGAAGGCCGAGGCCGUCGAUGCUGGCAAGCAGACGACCGGCACUCUCAUGGCCGGAGAAAAGAUCAUGGAAGCUCUGGAACUAGGCCUCGAGGAUCUCGAAGUCGUACGCGACUGGCGCAAGGUCAAGGCCGCCAACCCCAACGCCGCCGCGCCCGAUCGUAACCCCGUCUACCUGGCUCUCAACAACGUCUCCGCCGAGCAGCACGUUCUGAACACCGUCCAGAAGAUCCCCGCGGCUGCCCUCCAGGACGCUCUCUUGGUUCUGCCAUUCUCCAAACUCUCCGCUCUCUUCACCUUCCUCAACAUCUGGGCCGAUCGCGAAUGGAACGUGCCCCUCACCUGCCGCGUGCUGUUCUUCAUCCUGAAGACCCACCACCGCCAGAUUGUUGCUAGCAAGAUGAUGCGUCCUAUGCUCGACAGCAUUCGGGUAUCGCUUCGUCGGGUCCUUGCCCGUCAGAAGGACGAGAUGGGCUUCAACCUUUCCGCGCUGCAGUUCAUCGGCAACCAGAUCCGCGAGCAGAGUAUCACGGACUACGUUGAUGAGGAGACUUGGGAGGAGCAGCAGACCUCCAAGGGCACGGGCAAGAAGCGCCAGUUUGUCAGCGUCGCCUGA
Messenger RNA from Penicillium egyptiacum, 681 nucleotides. NCBI's taxonomy places the organism in Eukaryota, Fungi, Ascomycota, Eurotiomycetes, Eurotiales, Aspergillaceae. The record is from the annotation of a GenBank genome assembly.